AUGCCAAUCUGGGGUCUCUCGACCGAGUCUAUGAGCCCUGGCCGCCUCCCGAUCUUGGUGGUAAGGCCGCAGCCGAAGAGGGCGACGGAGAUGGCGCGGGAGAGUACGGGUGUUCCAGGGGAUCACUUUUUCGGUACACAGGGAAAAAGAAAAAGAAAGCGGGGCGCCGGCGGCAAUUGGAGAGCAGCCGCUCGCUCGCUGGUGGCACCUGUCGGCAGCGAGCGAUCUGCUGCCAUUCGGACCCGGUCUGCCUCCGCCAUCAUUGGCUCGCCGUCCCGCGGCGCCGCGAGCAGCGAGCGCAGAGCCUCGUCCGCCAUCAUUGGCAAAAGCGUGCCGCCAGUCGGACGUCUCUCGCGCUGGCUCUCUGGUCGCCUGCGCUGCACAUUGGACUACUGCGCGAUCGGCGGCUCGGCGGUGCGGCGGCUUCUGCCACGGCGCAGGCCCCUCCGGCGGCUCAGCCUCUGUGAUGAGGGCGAGUCGGUAAAGGUGUCGCGCUCGGGCGGCAAGCGCAUCAUCAAGUGCGUCGACCCUCCGGCGGCUGAGGCGGAGGAGUGCGACCUCGACGACGCCAUCAGCCUGCUCUGA
Messenger RNA from Emiliania huxleyi CCMP1516, 585 nucleotides. RefSeq lists its product as hypothetical. Lineage: Eukaryota; Haptophyta; Isochrysidales; Noelaerhabdaceae. The coding region runs from base 1 to 585 and encodes 194 amino acids. The transcript is spliced from 2 exons. The record is from RefSeq and is a predicted model, not a curated record.